AUGUUGUAUGGAUAUCCCCCAUUUUGUGCCAAGUCACGUCACACAACUCGUCUAAAGAUUAUUGAUUGGCAAAGCCAUUUAAGAUUUCCUCCUUUACCUUAUGUUUCUUGUGAAGUUUGUGAAAAAGAAAAUCGUCUUGGUUCAGGUUCAUCAAAAUCUACAAUUCGACCAAAUGAACUUUAUCUUGCAAAUAGAAAAUCAGUUGCAAUUGGUUUAGGAGAUGCAUCAGAUAUUAAAUCACAUCCUUGGUUUAAAGGUAUUGAUUGGGAUAAUAUUUAUAAGAUGACUCCACCAUUUAUACCGCGAUUAAAAGAUGAAAUAGAUACUAGAUAUUUUGAUGAGAAUAUUGAUGAUAAUCCGUUAGCACCUCCUGAAGGUGAGAGAAAACCAAGGGAUCCUAUGUUGAGAGAUAAACGACAUGGUAAAGAUAUAUUAAAUAUGCGAAAAGCAUUGGCAUUUGUUGGAUAUACGUAUAAAGGAUUACCUACUGAACAACAAAGAGGUGGAAUGGCUGAACGUGUAGCAGGAAGAUCUAAUAGUAUUGGUGGAAGUUUAAGAAUUCGAUCAAUGAGUUUGUGA
This is a messenger RNA of Cetraspora pellucida, 579 nucleotides long. The record is from the annotation of a GenBank genome assembly. Lineage: Eukaryota; Fungi; Glomeromycota; Glomeromycetes; Diversisporales; Gigasporaceae.